This is a messenger RNA of Scatophagus argus, 6751 nucleotides long. RefSeq names its product phospholipase C, eta 2a (gene plch2a). The transcript has 23 exons. Gene Ontology annotation, biological process: phosphatidylinositol-mediated signaling; lipid metabolic process. Lineage: Eukaryota; Metazoa; Chordata; Actinopteri; Scatophagidae. Gene Ontology annotation, molecular function: calcium ion binding; phosphatidylinositol-4,5-bisphosphate phospholipase C activity. The record is from RefSeq and is a predicted model, not a curated record. Bases 839 to 5602 code for a protein of 1587 amino acids.
ACUUUUCAACACUCAACACACAUCAACCCUUGGACGGUCUGUCCCACCAUCCUGCAUACCAGGAAGUUGGACUUUGCUCUCAGUGAGGGGCGGAGCUGGGUUUUUCCUUUCCCUCCUCCUUGUAACUCAGGAGCUACUUGUUGCAGAAAGUGGAUGGUGUGGGAAACACUUCGCUGCUCGGACUUGACGAGAACACGGGCAGAUUUUUGGAUUUUUGACAGUUGGUUUUAGCAGCUUGGCUUGAUUACGAUUUGGACCAGGAGGACCUUUUUCGGGUGAUGGCUUCUGACAGAUGUCCGCCAUAAUCUGCUCUUCACAGAGGAAUGCUCCUUUGGCCCCUGCAGCUUCUCAGCACUAAUAAAACAUGGAAUUUUGAGGAUCUUGUCAAGCAUCUUUGUCAAGCAUCUCUGGAAUGUGUCUGGGAAAUUUUUUCAAAGACUUCCUUCCGUGAUGUCACUUCUGAAUAUUGGAUGUGACUGGAGUUUUUAAAUCUGUUGCUUUGCCAAUACUUGAUUUGGGAUUGGUCUGACAGCUUGACAGCUUUAGUUAUUCACUGUAAUUCACAUUUUUACUACUACUGAACUUUUACUACUGAACAAUUUGAGAACCCUCUUUGACUUUAUUUGCUUCUUCAUCCCAGGUUCUCUUCUACCAGUGAUUAUAUGGAAUAUUCUUGGCAAUACAAUAUUUCUUGAGCUCCACCUUUGUUUACUUUUACUUGGAUUUCAGCUUGUAAAAGCACUGACCUUUUGGGGUGUAAAGUCAGCGACGUGAUACACCUUGAAAGUCUGAUAACACUGUGUGAUCACCUGGACCAGUCCUUCAUCCAUCAGCAGUCAUGGAUUCUGUGGCAGCCAGAAUGGCCAUGGUGACUGACUCCCCCAAUCCGUCUCUGAGGUCGAAGACCACUGUGACGACAGAUGGCGACUCUUUUGUGAGCACUGCCAGCCUUCCAUGCAGCCACUUCCUGUCCUCCAAUGUCAUCAAUGUUGUGGAGAAAUGUAUGAGCUCCAUGCAGAUGGGGACCCAGAUGGUGAAGCUCCGCGGUGGCUCCAAGGGACUGGUGCGCUUCUUCUAUCUGGACGAACACAAGUCCUGCAUCCGCUGGAGGCCUUCGCGCAAGAAUGAAAAGGCUAAGAUCUCCAUUGACUCCAUCCGGGAGGUGUGUGAGGGUAAGCAGUCUGAGAUCUUCCAGCGCUACGCAGAGGGCAGCUUCGACCCCAACUGCUGCUUCAGUCUGUACUACGGCGAGCACAUGGAGUCCCUGGACCUUGUGUCUGGCACUGGAGAGGAGGCACGAACCUGGAUCACGGGCCUCAAAUAUCUGAUGGCUGGCAUCAGUGAUGAGGACAGCUUGGCUAAGAGGCAGCGCACCCGAGACCAAUGGCUGAAGCAGACCUUCACGGAGGCUGAUAAGAAUGGUGAUGGAAGCUUAAGCAUCAGUGAGGUCCUCCAGCUCCUGCACAAACUCAACGUCAACCUGCCCCGACAGAAGGUCAAACAAAUGUUCAAGGAGGCAGAUACAGAUGACAACCAGGGGACGCUGGGCUUUGAGGAGUUCUGCUCCUUCUACAAGAUGAUGUCGACCCGCAGGGAUCUGUACCUCCUCAUGCUCACCUACAGUAACCUUAAAGACCAUCUCGACACAAACGACCUGACCCGCUUCCUGGAGACUGAGCAAAAGAUGACCAAGGUGACCAAGGACCAUUGCCUGGAGAUUAUCAACAAAUUUGAGCCUUGCUCUGAAAACCAGAAGCAAGGAGUUUUGGGAAUUGAUGGUUUUACAAAUUACAUGCGCAGUCCAGCUGGGGACAUUUUCAAUCCAGAACACUACAACGUGAACCAGGAUAUGAACCAGCCGCUGUGCCACUACUUCAUCGCGUCCUCACACAACACCUACCUUAUGGGUGACCAGCUGAUGUCGCAGUCGAGGGUGGACAUGUAUGCCUGGGUGCUGCAAGCUGGCUGUCGCUGCGUAGAAGUGGACUGUUGGGAUGGUCAGGAUGGUGAGCCCAUCGUUCACCAUGGCUACACCCUCACCUCCAAGAUCCUCUUCAAAGACGUCAUCGAGACCAUCAACAAGUACGCCUUUAUCAAGAACGACUAUCCAGUCAUCCUGUCCAUAGAGAACCACUGCAGUGUUCCUCAACAAAAGAAGAUGGCUCAGUACCUGAUUGAGAUCCUUGGGGACAAACUGGACCUGUCCAAAAUCAAAGCAGAUGCGUCUGGACAUUUGCCGUCACCAGAAACUCUCAAGGGCAAGAUCCUUGUCAAGGGGAAGAAACUACCUCCCAACAUUGAUGAGAAUGCAGAAGAGGGAGACGUGUCGGACGAGGACAGCGCUGAUGAAAUGGAGGACGACUGCAAGCUGAUGAACGGAGAUACGUCGGCCAACAGGAAGCAGGUGGAGAACAUGGCCAAGAAAAAACUGGACAACCUUAUGAAAGAGUCCAAGAUCAGAGACAGAGAAGACCCGGACAGCUUUACCAUCGCAGCCCUGCCACCUGCUGGGAACCCCACUGAGAAAGCAGGCUCUAAGGGUAAAAGUGAGGAUGGGGCAGACACGGCGGACGAGGCUAAUCCCAGCAGCAACAAGCGCACAGGCCGCUCCUUCAUGGGUAGCUUCUCCAAACGCAAGAAAAAGACAGGCAAGCUGAAGAAGACGUCGAGCUUUGAAGACACAGAUACAGACCAAGAGAGUACAAGUAGUGCCUCCCGUGCCCCCUUGCACCACAGCAAAAAGAAGAAGACCAUGAAGUUAUCCAGAGCUCUGUCUGAUCUGGUCAAGUACACGUGCUCUGUGGGCCUCUAUGAUAUUGAGGCACAAGCUAACUGCAGCUGGCAGGUGUCGUCACUCAGUGAGACCAAAGCCCACCAGGUGAUGCAGCAAAAAGCUACUGCCUUCAUCCAGUUCAACCAGCAACAGCUCUCCCGCAUCUACCCUUCCUCCUACCGCGUGGACUCCUCCAACUUCAACCCCCAGCCCUUCUGGAAUUCUGGCUGCCAGCUUGUUGCACUCAACUACCAGUCAGAGGGCCGGGUUCUUCAGCUCAACAGAGCCAAAUUCUACAGCAAUGGCAACUGUGGCUACAUCCUCAAGCCUGCCUGCAUGUGCGAAGGUGCCUUCAACCCUUACCUGGAGGACCCGAUGCCAGGUCAGAUGAAAAAACAGCUGGUGCUGAAGAUCAUCAGUGGACAACAGCUGCCCAAACCCAAAGACUCUAUGCUAGGAGACAGAGGAGAGAUCAUCGAUCCUUUCGUGGAGGUGGAGAUCAUCGGCCUUCCAGUGGACUGCUGCAAGGAGCAGACCAGAGUUGUGGAUGAUAAUGGGUUCAACCCGAUGUGGGAGGAGACUCUUGUGUUCACGGUCCACCUGCCAGAGCUAGCCCUAGUGCGUUUCCUUGUGUGGGACCAUGACCCCAUUGGCCAGGACUUCAUCGGCCAGCGCACCAUCGCUUUCAACAGCAUGAUGCCAGGUUAUCGCCAUGUAUACUUGGAAGGUAUGGAGGAGGCGUCCAUCUUUGUUCAUGUAGCUGUGAAUGACAUCACUGGUAAGGCCAGAACAACCAGCGGCAUAAAAGGGCUGUUUCACAGAAACCCAAAGCAGGCUUCCCUGGACAGCCAUGCUGCUGUACAGCACAGUCGUAAGCACCCGUUUGGUGCCCACCUCCUGCGCCGCACUGCCAGUGCACCCACCAAAGGCCAGCCCAAAAUCAAGAAGGGCUUUCCAGAGAUCGCCAUCGACACCAAAGACUACAGCUCAGAGGGUGCUAGUGAGGAGCGAGAGUCUGAGGACAAGGCCUCUGCUGCUGCCUCUCACCAGUCCACAACACCAUUACACCGUAACGGGGACUCACUGACAUCACACCAAGCCAAGGGCCCCAGGGACCAUCCAGACACCAAUGGGGCUUUUAACUCUGAGGAGGGUAAAGAGUAUUCCACAGUGCAGAGACCAGCUCCUCCUCCUCCAUUCCUUGCACUAACCUCUGAAGACACCAGGAACACACGUUUCAUCUGCUCUGUCUCCACUUCAGAAGAGCGCCCGUCUUCACAUCACUCCUCAUCUACACCACUGCACUCACCAUCCACAGCAAUAAAUGCAGACUCCCUAUUGACCGUUCCUUCAAAUGGGGCCUUGGACAGUCCUAUAAAGGUGAGCGGAGACCCUAAGAAACCACCUACUCUUUCCAGAACUGCAUCACUUUAUCUGACGAACCUUGCUGAGAAAACUCUACCGUCACAGUGUAGUGAAUAUACCCAGAACAACAAAAGCCCUCAUUCAUUCAUGGAGCACACACCAAACAAGAUGGAAAACACAGAAACUCUGUCAGAAAAGAAAAGUGAUACAGUCCCCCAAGUCCAACAGUUAACGUCCCUCCACAAAACAGAGCCUCCUGCUGCAGCUGCCAGGACCCCCGCACUCCCUGGAGCUCAGAUAGCCCAGGCCAGGAGAGCACUUUUUAGUAAUUUGCCAUCACACACACCAGUAAGAAGAACAAAAAGUGAGGGCCAUGUUCGGGUGGCUGUAGGCUCAGCCAGCCAGGCACAGUCAGCAGUACCAGAGGUCUGCACAGAUGCUACCUUGAAUGACCGCCUUUGGAGCAAGUUGGAACCAGGCAGCCAUCGCGACAGCAUGUCCUCCUCUUCUAGCAUCUCUUCCAGUGACACCGUCAUUGACCUGUCCCUGCCUAAUCUGGCCAGGAAGAGCCUCACCAGCCUGUCCACAGCUGGCAGCACCUGCGAUCCUCCCUGGGUCAACUGUCGUCACUCUACAUUAGUCUCCUAUGACGCCCUACGAGUCAGCAAAAGCAAGUCAAACCCCAAUCUUCAGCAAAGUCAAUGCCCCACUGAUGAGCUCAAGCCCCGUCCCUUGCAGCCCUCACAGGAAUCUUCUAUAGACUCCCCCAACAGGUUGACUCAGAGGAGGCACACAUGGAGCCGACUUUACAUGGAAGGGCUCAAGCAGUCAUCAGCCAGGAGGCUUUCACCUGCAGCUACAUCAACAGCAGCUACAGCUUCCAUGUCCAAAAGCCUUGGUGAUCUGACCUCUGAUGAUAUUUCUUGUAAUUUUGACAGCAAGUACCGAAGCAUCAGCCGCAGCUUCAUUGUUAGGCCAACUAGGGACCAGCUCCACAAGGGCAGCCUACGGAAGUCUCGACCACCCAGUGAUCUCACAGAGCAACUGCGGAAGCUAACCAAUGUGGAGCCCUUGACUGCUAGUGACUUUGCCCCAGAAAACAGGCCUAGAGAGUCAAAUGAGGAGUCUAUGGAUGAGACUCUAGUGCGAAGGACCUCCUCUAGGAGCCAAAGCAGGGUUCGGUAUAUUGCAAACAGGGCGAAGAAGGCCCAAGAAAGGCAGAGGCUCCAGGGCCUGGUCCAGGGCAGAAGUGCAAGCUUUAGCCAUACUGAUAGCAGUGGAAGUAGUGCUAGCCCCAUUGAGGAGCGGGGGAACCCUGAAGGUGCGUGUUGCGUGGCCCGUAGUCCAUGCACCAGUCUGGACCUGCUGAGUCAGCUCACCCCCUUAGGAACCCCCUCCCCUAGACAGUCCCAGUCCUCUUCCGACCCUGAAAACAGUGAAGUCUUUUUCAUGCUCAAACUCUGAGAACUGGCUGACUUGGAACUGAGUGUGUGAGACACAGCUAGAAACUUUGGAAUACAGUCCAGUUUUUUUUAGAAACAGCUACAUAUCUUGCAUAAUAUCUCAGAAAACUGGCUCACAAUGCAGAUUUCAGUGUCUAACAGAAAACUCUUCCCCUGAGUUAGAAGUCCAGUCUGUACAAUCUAUGUCUUGUGCAAGAUCCUGUUUUUUAAACUUAUGCAUUCAGAAAACAUUAUCCUGAAACUACAGGAGAGCAGUUCAAAGCAACUACUACAGUUCUGUAAUCUGUUUGCACCAAAUGUUAGUUGCCAGAAUGUAUUUAGUGAAAAAUACCUGGAGUUUUUAUAUGGCUGUUUUUGUUGACUGUGACUACUCUCAUGUUUGAGUAUUUUUUGUAACAUUACAUGAGGAUACAGUAGCAAUAGAUCACUACUAGUGGAUGGGAUUUUAAAUGAUCCAUUUUUAUUUACUUGAACUGUAAUGGAAUACUUUAGCUGAGUUGAAAAUUAGAUUUUCAGUCCAUCCAUCCACUAGCAAUAUUUUGAAAAUGAUGGCAUGGUAUCAUAUUGAAUAUAAUGUACAGUUUGAUGCUAAAAACUGAGGCUUGUCUCAUGUCUUGCUGAAAAAAUGGCAAGUAAUUAUUCCUACAUUUCAGGUCAAAAGAUCUUCAUUUUUAGUAUUCCUUGUGUGGUGGUUACAUUGUAAUUGGACCAAACCACCAAUAUUUUGCUGACUUUCCUAAUCUGUGGCAUGUCACAGCACUGAUAACCUGUAUGUUAAAACAGCGGUGUAUUACUCCAUACCAAGUUUAGCUCUUUUUAGUUGACUGCAUGUCUUUUAUGCACUGUGAUGUUUAUCCUAAGGCUGUGCUUUAUUUUACACAGACUUGUUAUGUUAAUAUUUGUUAAUGUUCCAAAAUUGCUUUUGGGAUUGUCUGACAAUGUUCAGAAGAGCAUCUUGCCUAAAACCCUGUUUUCUCAUUGGUCCAUGGUACUAAUACAAGAUGGAAAUGAUCUGUAUCAAAGCACGUUUAUUUGUCGGCCUGCUGUAUUGUUUGCACUGCCAUGCCAGUUCUUUGUGCAAAAUUUUAGGGACAAUAUUUAAUUCAAACGAUGUGUAAUUAUGACCUGAAUAAAUCUCAAAUGAAUAUUA